Messenger RNA from Pocillopora verrucosa, 2278 nucleotides. NCBI's taxonomy places the organism in Eukaryota, Metazoa, Cnidaria, Anthozoa, Scleractinia, Pocilloporidae. The record is from RefSeq and is a predicted model, not a curated record.
CGAAGGAAAAAAUUCUAAAGAAUUCCAAACUGGAGUUUUUCUUGCCUCAGAUAAAGAUUUUGCUGGAAGCCUUCUCUCACCCUUGGCUGCUAAGCAUAACACAAAUAACAUUUUUGCUAUGGCUAUGGAGUUUGAAGCCAAGCACAGAGAAUGUGUCCGUGUUUUAACAUACACAAAUGAUGACCAUGUCAAGGUUAAGUUUUAUGUGUUUUCUGGAAAGUAUGGCAUACCUGAAACAUUAAAAGCUGCUGCUCAAGAUUGUUUUAAGGAGAUGGAUGUUAAACUUGAAUGGUUUGAUCUUUACAGGGAUGCAGAUGAAAUUCUGAAGAUUAGACCUCUUGAGUAUUCAUUUGGUAUGCAGCAGGCAUUGAAUGACUCUCAAGUGAAUGAAAUUAACAAAAUUAUAUCUGAAAGUCUCCAUGUUCUUGUCAGGCAUCGUAACAUCACUGCUGUGCAACCCUCACUUAAAAUCACAAAUUCUAAGCAGACAGGAACCCCUUGCAUCACAUUGUAUGUUCUAUGUAAAGGUGUCAUCCCAGAUGGUGAAGGUCCCUUCCCACUCACUCUUGGUUCUUACCCAGUGGAUGUUGUGGAUGGAAUAUGGUUCAGAACUUAUGAUCCUUGGCUGCCAAAUAAAGCACAGGAACAAGACGAGGUACUUUGUUUGGGAGCAAGUAUUGGUGUGCAAGGAGAGGAUGCAGCCGGAACCUUAGGUGCCAUUGUGAAAGAUGAUGAAACCUUCUAUGCACUGUCUUGUGAUCAUUUUAUGAAACAUGAUGCAGAAUCAGAGAUAAUUCAUCCUGCACUGAAUGAUUAUUUGAAUUAUCUAAAUUACCAUUUACAACAGUAUGGAUUGUGGAUUAAGCACAUCAUUGACAAGGAAAGUUGCCACAUACUGUCAGACAAGUUCUCAUUUGGCCAUAUUUCAGGGUUGAAAGAAUUGUUAAAUAAAUUUCAAGAGCUAAAAAGGAUUAAAGAAAACCACCAACACCAUGCAAAGGUGACAAAGAGGAAAUUAGAAGCUUUAGAGCUGCAUGAAAGAGCUUUUGAGAAAGGUUUGACACCACCCAGGGUCAUAGCAAAAUACUCUGUUGGCAUCUCUGGUAAUGUGACUUGGAAUGAUGGUCAACAAUACUAUGUUGAUGCUGCCCUGGCUGAGUUGACUCCAGAAGAAGUUGAUAGUUUAAGACAGAGUCAAACAGCUGAAAUGAUUGGAACAGGAGAUCACCUAAGUGGGGAAUGCAGUUCAAGACUAAAAGCCAGUGGAGAACUGUGCAAGAGUGGCCGAACCACAGGAUUCACUAAGUCUGGUCGUCAUGUGCAACCAUCAAUGUUUCUCAGUGCUUCCUUAUAUGAAGUGAAUGCCCAAAAUGAGGGUUUGGUCAGUGUGUUGAAACGUGUCAGACUCUGUCAAAGUUGUAAGAAAAAAUCUGGAAUUGGAGAGCAAUUGGAGUCUACUGCUGCUGCUUGUGACUCUUGUAAAAAAGACACAGCCACUCUAUGUAAACGUCUUUGGUUAAAGAACUGCUUAUGUAUAGAUCAUCCAUUUGGUCUUGGUUAUGCAAAAGUGUUUGCAACUAAAGGAGAUUCUGGAGCAGUACUCUUUGAAAGAGAUGAAGAUAGAAAUCUUGAAGCUUUUGGCAUUAUCUUUGGCGAGCAUCGAGAUUCAUAUAAACUUUGUGCUUUAGCCACACCAAUGCAAAUUGCUCUUGAAAGCUUAUCCAGAAAGAUCUCUGAGGACACCAACUUGAGACUGCUUUCAAAUUAUGAGUAAAAAUGAAACUGUAAUUAAUGUAUUUAUGCUUAUUGUUGAUCAAGGUUUGUAUUCGUGAUUUUUUUUUUCAGUGGGGGAGGGGAGGUUUCACCUUUCAAAUGCUAAGGACAAAUGCCAUCCCCACUUCAAGAAACCGUCACCACAACUGUACAUAUAAGAAGAAGAAAAAAGUUACAAUGAACAUGAAAAAUUUGUUGAUCUUAGAAAAAUGGACCCCAUUGGUUCCCGGCAUUUCUUCGGAGAUAUCGCCGAGAUCUAGUCGAAAUCUCGGAAGAAAAAAAUGCUCCAUCGAACGAUAAUCGUUGUAUUACUUUUGAACAGAUUUUGUGGUAAAGUUGAGAUUACAACAACUUUUUUUAUAACAACUUUAUUUAAAUCAUAACAUAUAUAAUAUAUUAUUAUUAAAAAAGGAUUAUAGAAGGGAGGAACUUAAUCCUCAUUGUAAUCUAUACCCCAAAUGUAAAUAUUUAAUACUAUGCAAUAUAUAUAUACACACACUGCAAC